CAGUAUUCCACGAACAAUGACACUUGGGGUGUCUAAGGGCUGAACGACGCAGAGAUAGGGGGACCAUUCGGAAUCUGCGACUACUGAGGAAAUUGACCUUUGGUUCAACCAAACAGAAAGCUUUCAACAAUGUACUGGAGUAGAACAAGGGAGCUUUGAAGAAAGCAUGUAUCUGCAUUUGAAGUCGGCUUGGGACAUUAUUCGGCGUCCAGGGUCCCAAUGGUAUUGCUUCUUAACUCAAAGACUGACUGCAACUGCGGAAUGUAUGCUGACGAUCAUUGUUGGCAACUGAGGCGAGAAAUUUCCAUUGAAGAAUCGGGGCUGCUCUGGCCCAGUGAAUAGUUUACGUCUCCUGAGCGGCUUCAAUUGAAACUCAGCUGACGGAGCAAAAAUGGAUGUUUUUGGUGGUGCACCUCGCUUCCUGGCGUAUCCCAGACCGGUGUUGGUACAGAGUGGAGCUGAUGCAGUCCUAAAGUGUCAGAUCGGUGGUGAUCCAAGACCUGCAGUCAUAUGGGAGAGGAAUAAUGAAAAGAUCGACCCACAAGGACGAUACAGAGUCUUCGAGGAUGGAAAUGUUUACAAUCUGAUCAUAACUGCUGUUGCCAUUGAGGAUAGCGGGCAGUACAUAUGCAAAGCAAAAAACGGCAUUGGUGAAACAUAUGCAGCGGCCACACUGAAGGUGGAGGGUGAGGCACAAGAAAUGGAGUUAAGAGAAGAGAAUAAACCACGAUUCCUUAUCAAACCCCUAUCUACUCGUGCUGGACGUGGAGAAGAUGCAGUCUUCUCAUGCAAACUCUGGGGAAAUCCACGACCCGAAGUUACCUGGGAGAAGGAUGGCAGAAAACUCAGUGAAAUAUUUGAAAGCACUCAUUUCAGUGUGAGUUACCAGGAUGGGGGAUGGUUCCAGCUCAAGAUCUUUAAAACUCGUGCACCAGAUGGUGGUGUAUAUACAUGUAAGGCAAGGAACGAAUUUGGGGAAGCAUUGGCAGGAGCUGUACUGCUUGUUGAUGCAGGCCCUGGACAUGAGGACGAUGGAAAUCGGAAUGGCUACACAAAUGGCCACAGAAAAGCUCAUCAAGGAAAACAGAGGAGCAGUAGGCAGAUGUCCACUCAACACAAAGACGAAACAACGACCAGGUCGACGAGAGUAAAAAUGUUUGCAGUGACAGAGGGAAAACAUGCAAAAUUCCGCUGUUUUGUGACUGGAAAACCCAAACCUGAAAUCAUUUGGAGAAAGGAUGGAAGAUUGAUACUCUCUGGAAGGCGUUAUUUGUUAUAUGAAGAUAGAGAAGGAUACUUUACACUCAAGGUCCUGUACUGUAAGCAGAAGGAUAACGGAGUCUACGUUUGUGCUGCAUCCAAUACAGCAGGCCAAACCCUCAGUGCUGUACACCUCUCAGUAAAGGAGCCCCCUGUGCGGUUCAAACAGCCUCUCAUUGAUCUUGAAGUAUGGGAGCAGGACUUGGCUGUUCUUGAGUGUGAAGUUCCCGAAGACUCUGUUCCAAUCACAUGGUAUCUGGAAGAUAGACGACUACAGCCAGGAGCCAAAUAUGGAAUGGAGGAGUGGGGAACAAAACGCCGACUAACUAUCCGUGACAUCGGAGUAGAUGAUGACGGAAUUUAUCUUUGUGAGAUGCCUGAUGGUGGAAGAAGCAUUGCUGAGGUAGCAGUGAAAGGUCCAAUUAUGCGUAAGCUUCCAAGGAAAGUUGAUGUCCUGGAAGGGGAAAACGCUGCUUUUUGCGUUGAGGUGGAGAAAGAAGAGAUGGAUAUACACUGGUACAAAGAUGGUGUUGAGCUGCGUGAAACGCAUCAGACCAUCCUGAAAUCCUUUGGUCGAACUCAUAUUCUGGUUUUUGUCAAUACAAUGCCCCAAGACUCCGGUUACGUGACUUUUUUUGUUGGCAGAUCCAAAACUUCCUCUCAGCUAAGAGUUAAAGCGGCCAAACAUUGCCCUCCUAGUAGUCCAGUGGGAGUGCAGAUCAAUACAGAACGGGCAAAUGCAGCACUUCUCUCAUGGACUCCAGCUCAGGACUCACGGAAAAACCCUCCAUCUGGCUAUGUAUUGGAACGACAGGAAGUUGGCACAGGUUCACAGGAGUGGCUACAGUGUCUCACCACUGACUCUGCUACCUCAGUGGAGAUCCUUGGCGAUAGCGUGCCAUGUGAAGCUGAUUAUAGAUUCCGUAUUUGUAGUGUCAACAAAUAUGGCAAGAGCAACAAUGUGGAGUUCCCAAGAGCGGUUCACUUGGUUCCGGUAGCCAGAAUACAAGCCCCCUUGCAGGAUGCACUGGUGCCAGAAGGACAAGAUGCAGUCUUUUCAAUUGAGUUAUCCGCGUCUGUUAUUGGAUCAUGGUUUUUAAAUGGUACACAGCUUCAGGAAGAUGAACGUUUUUCCAUGCGUCGCUCAAGGACACAUCAGUCUCUUCGGAUUCAAGGGGUUCGAGACACAGAAAAUGGAGCUGAAAUAACAUUUAUUGCAUAUGGCAUCCGGGAUUCAGCAGCACUGUAUAUUCAGGCUCCUCUCGUCAAGUUCUCACCACUGUCGGAAAUGGAUCGAAACAAAUUUGUUGAAAUUGGGAACCCCAUUGUGCUCUACUGUGAGCUCUCAGACCCUGUAGCUCCGGUGCACUGGUAUAAGAAUGGGGUGGAAUUACAAACAACAGAUGGUCUUCAUAUCCAAUCAGAGGGCACCAUGAGAAGAAUUGUCAUCCAAUCAGCAGAAUUCUCACAUUCAGGAGUGUAUUGCUGCGAUGCCAUUGAUGACGUCAUCAGGUUCAAUGUGGAAGUAGAGGCUCCAUCUGUGAGGUUUUCAGCAACUCCUGAAGCUGAGAGGAACAAAACCAUCUAUGCAGGCUGCCCUAUUAUUUUACAAUGUGAGCUGUCAGAUCACGAUGCUCAGGUGCACUGGUACAAAGAUGGGGCAAAGCUCUUUCCUCAAAGUGGAGUAGAUAUUCAAACUGAUGGCUUGGUGAGGAAGUUGGUUAUUCCGUCAGCUGACUUUUACCACUCUGGGUUGUACUGCUGCAAGACAAAGGGUGACACCAUCACAUUCAGUGUGAACAUCAAAGCUCCACCUGUGAAGUUCUGCACAAUUGCUGAAGAAAUGAGGACCAAAUGGAUUGAAGAGGGGAGUCCUGUUGUACUCCAGUGUGUGGUUUCUGAUCCGGAGGCCCUUGUUUGCUGGUUCAAGGAUGAAACAGAACUCAUGUCAGACUCAGAUUUAGAAAUCCAUUCAGAGGGAAACACAAGGACACUAGUUGUUCAGUCUGCAGAGCUGUGCCACUCUGGUGUGUACCAAUGUACAACAAAGGAUGACACCAUGGACUUUCAGGUGGCGAUAAAAGCCAAACCAGUGAUGUCCUCCACUGACUUUGACUUCGAGAGAACAAUGUCCUUCGAAAUGGACACACCUAUGGUGCUGGAAAGUGAGAUUGCAGACCCCACUUUGCCUGUACAAUGCUAUACAGAUGGUGUGAAGCUCUUCCCACUUGAAGAGUGGAACAUGCCGAGUCAAGGCACAUUGAGGCAACUCAUUGUUCCUACAGAACUCAUGCAUUCAGGGCAGUACGACUGUGAAACCUCAGAUGACACUGGCCACGUCGCUGUGGAUAUUAAAGCGCCGUUGGUGCCGUUGUCACCCUCACCGAAGUGUGUGGAGAAGCAGUCGCUUGAGGCACCUUGCCCUACCGAACCAGCUUGCGAAAUCGCAAACCCUGCUGCCCAGGUGUCACUGCAGAAGGCUAAAGCAACAGAUUUAAAUUUGGAACAAGAUUUUAAAAUGGAAGCCAUCAAGAAGACCCUUGUCAUUGAACCAACUCAUCCAUCAAACUCUGGAGCAUACUAUUGUGCAACAGCAGAUGAUGUUGCUCCGUUAGUUGUAAACAACCAAGUGCCGGCUGUGACAUAUGGUCCAGAUGUCCAAAGGGCAGAGUCUGCUGAAGUGCCCUGCCCAAUUGUUCAACAAUUUGAGAUUUCAGAUCCCAUUGCCAAAGCUUGUUGGUACAAAGAUGGAACCCCAGUCUCCCCCAAAAUGGAAUCUUUCUUUGAACCUGAGAGCAGCAUCCAAGUUUUUCCAUCUCCAGUCACAUUUGACGUGUCUGAUGAUGCAGGUUUUAGCUGUGAAACAUCUGGUGCACCAUUAAAUGAGGACAUAAAAGCAGAUCAGUGUCACUAUGGUGAUGAAAUUGAUGAGGUUUCUGAUGCAUCAGUCCAAAUCACUGCGGAUGUCAAAGCUAAACUGCCAAGGUUUGCCUCUGAACAAGAGAAGAAGACCUCAACUCAAGGAGCUUGUUUUGAGAAGUGCCUUUUCUCAAAGCACAAGUCUGGCAUCUUCAACAACAAGAGUGGAGAUUCUGUGACAUAUGAAGAACAUUCCAGGCAUAAGACAACUCUGCCAGCUCUUGAAAAUACAACUGAAUGGAUUUCAACAAAAGAUCAAAAAGAACAUAAUCAACGAAGAGUAAAUACCGAAUUUCCAUCUGACUGCAGCUCAGUAAAGCCAUCUACCAUGAAACAUGACAUAUACCAUCACACUAAACAUUUCACAGAAUCCCAAGGUGAGAAAUCGUUUUCCCAUAUACAGGAGACAGAAGACCCUCAAAUUUCUGAACAGCUUAUUACUUCCUUGCAGACAGCUGUCCCAUCAGAGGUUUGUAAUUUUCUAAGGAGUGUUGAAUCAGAGGAUAAUAAUCACAAGAUUGUAACUGGCCAGUUAGAAGAGCAUCAUAGCUCAGCACAGACGGCUGUCCUGUCAGAACUAGGUAACCACCAAAAGACUUCAAAUCUCAGGCCAAAGCCCUUUAUUAAUGAUUUAGAGCCUGCAACUGUCUCAUUAGACAGGUUCUAUAUUUCUGAAAAAAGUCCCCACUCCAAGAAACUUUUUAGCUCAUUACAGUCCGCAACGUUUCAAGCAGAAGAGCGCUACAAUUCCACAGAGAUGCCAGUCAUAAUGACAAAUCGUCUUAACUGUAUCCAAACUGCAACACUCUACUCAGACAACCCCAGUGACUUGAUACAGCCUGACUUUUACCAAUCUGAGGACGUGAAUAGUCAACUGGGUAGCUCAACUGUCUCCUCAACAACAAGUAAUGCGCCUGGCUCUUCAUGUUGUUUGGAACUGUAUGACUCUCAGUGUCCAGAAAUUAUGCAACCAAAGGGGAAUUCCAAUUGCCAAACCUCAUCUGUCAAACCAGAAGAAAUCUCACAAGCAGAACAGGCUGGAUGUACCCAACAAUAUCCGACCUUACUGAAAACAACAGUCCAGACAGAUUGUCAUCACAAUACAGAUGCUGCAAAGGACCAAAUAUGCAGCACGCUAAAUUCUGGGAAAGGAUCCUCAUGGCUGUUUUCAGGUUCUGCCUGUUCCAAGCAGACAUCCCAUGUCCAAUCGGAUGAGAGCUAUCCAACAGGGACAUUUGACAGUCACAACAUUGUCGCUGCAAAUAAGGUGGCUGUUGAAGCUCCACCUGUGAGAAUUUCAACACCAUGUCAGACUGAGAUGGAACAGUCAGUGGAAGUUGAUGAGCCCACAGUACUGUGGUGUGAAACGUCUAAUCCUAUUUCUGAAGUCACUCGGUACAAGGAUGGAAUAAAACCACAUGAAGAGGCUGGGCAAGACAUGCAGGUGGAUGAUUCCACAAGAGAAGUGACUUUACAUUCGGCCGCACAGUCUGAUACGGGGGCUUACAGCUGCAUGCCAACAGACGAUAGAGUGCAGUUUCAAGAGGAUGCUAAAGUUCCACUUCAGAAGUUUUCAGCUGUGUCAGAGGCUGAGCAGAAAAGGACAGUCAUGGCAGGCUGUCCCGUUGCUCUACAGUGUGAGCUGUCAGACCCCACUGGACAAGUCACAUGGUACAAAGAUGGAACACAGCUCCUACCUCAAAGUGGAAUAGACAUCCAGUCAAAGGAAAACUUGAGAAGUCUAGUUAUUCCAGCUGCCAAGGUAGCUCAUUCUGGCGUAUACCGUUGUGAGUCGAAGGAUGACGGCAUUCAGUUCACUGUGGAAGUAAAAGCUCUUCCCACGAAGUUCUCCGAGCUUCAAGAGGCAGAAAGGAACAAGACCUUACAAGAGGGCUGUGCCAUUGUCCUCAGCUGUGAGCUUGCUCAGGAUUCUGACGCUUCCGUUGACUGGUACAAGGAUGGGAUCAAACUACAUCAACAAAACAAUCUGGAGAUACAAAUAGAGGGUCGAAGAAGAGCACUUUUCAUCCCUUCAUCUGAGAACACACACAGUGGCAUUUAUAAAUGUGUAACAGCUGAUGACACCAUCACAUUCAAUGUGGAUGUAAAAGGCCGAUUGCCACAAAUUAUGCCAAUCCCACAAUCUGAGAAAUACAGGAUGAUUGCAGUUGGUUCUCCAAUUAUGCUCCAAUGUGAGGUAUUGGAUUCUGCUGCCCAGGUUUCCUGGUUUAAAGAUGAGACUGAGCUUUUUUGCAAAACUGGUCUUGACAUGAAAAGAGGCGGCAGCCUGAGAAAAUUAAUAAUUCACUCAGCUAAGAUGUCAGACUCGGGCCUCUACAGCUGUAAACUUGGUGAAGAUGUUGUGACAUUCCACGUGGACAUUGAAGCUGCUCCUGUAAGGUUUGCAGCAAUUCCAGACAAAGAAAAAAACAAAUUGGUAGAGGCAGGCUGCCCAGUUAGGAUGCAGUGUGAAGUCUCAGAACCAACUGCCCAAGUCCAGUGGCACAAGGAUGGAGAAGAGCUGUUUCCAAAGGGUGAUUAUGAAAUCCAGACUGAAGAAAAAUUGAGAGCGUUGGUCAUUAAAGCAGCAGAAGUCAGACACUCAGGGGUGUACUGCUGUGAUUCCGCAGAUGACCACAUAGAAUUCAAAGUGGAUGUUGCAGCUGUCCCAGAAGUUAAGGCGAGGCAGUCGGUUGAAGCAGGCAACCCAGAAAAAACCCAUUGUGAGGUCUCAGACUCCAUGGGCAAGACUGGCUUGUAUCAGGAUGGAAAAAAUCUCUUUAUGAAAUCAGGAGCAAAGAUCAAUUCAGAAGGCCAUGUGAGGACACCUGAUAUGGACUCAGCAGUGUCUUCGUCUUCAUUUUCUGGGGUGUACAGUUGUAAAACUGAUGAGUCACAUUCCAACGGUUGCUAUACAGAGGUGAAAGCACCACCAGUGACGUUUGCUGACAUCCCAGAGGAGGAGCUUUUCAAGAGCACUGUGGAAAAAUCACAGCUUGAUCUGUCAUGCCAAGUAUCACAGGUUGAUGGAGUUGUCCAGUGGUAUAAAGACGGGGCUGAAAUCCAUUCAAAUGACAAUAUAACAAUGCAAGCAGAAGGCACCAAAAGAAAUCUCUCAAUCCAGUCAGCCCAACUGUCUGACUCGGGCAUGUACAUGUGUCGCGCAGGAGACAACACUAUCAUGUUCAAGGUCAACAUACGAGAACCUCCAGUAAUGAUAAUCUACCCCAAGGAAGAUGUCCACCUUGACCGCCAUGUACCUGAGGAAAUUAUUCUCAGCUGUGAGCUAUCUCGUCCAAAUGGCGUAGUGAGCUGGUACAAAGAUGGCCAAAAGCUCCAGGAGAGCGAGAAUAUUAAACUAAAGAUAGAAGGUCCUUAUAGACGACUGAAGAUUCUGACGAGUGGCGUCGAGGAUUCUGGAGAAUAUGUCUGUGAUACAGCUGAUGAUUCGAUAUUCUUUAACCUCAGUAUUACAGAACCUCCAGUACGGAUUGUAUCACCAAGUCAGUCUCAAAUGGAACUGUGCCAACAAACGUCGGAGAGGAUGGUUUUGAGCUGUGAGAUCUCACGACCACAUGCAGUGGUCCGUUGGUAUCGAGACGGACUAGAAGUAGAGGAGAGUGACAACCUCAUACUGGAGGUGGACGGUGUCUACAGAAGGCUUAUUAUCCCUGAAACAACUGUUAAAGAUUCCGCAGAAUACGUCUGUGACACAAUAGAUGACUCCAUGACAUUCUUUGUAAAUAUAGCUGAGCCUCCUGUUCGCUUUGUCCGUCCAAGAAAGAUGUUGAGCAGAGUUGAAAAAGUGGUUGGAGAAACCAUGGUUUUGGAUUGCGAAGUAUCCAGACCAAAUGCUGUAGUUCUCUGGAAGAAAAAUGGCGAAGAAGUGGAAGAUUCUACAGCUGUCACCAUUGUUGAAGAUGGCGUCAUGCGUCAAUUGACAAUUCACUCACUAACACUAGAAGAUGCAGGAAUAUACGUCUGUGAUGCAAAAGAUGAUGUGAUGGAUUUCCAUGUAAAAGUGCAAGAGUUGCCUGUAACAAUUAUUGGAAAAACCAAUGCAAAAACAGAAAAACAAUUCUUAGUGUCUGAUGACAUUAUUCUAGUAUGUGAACUAUCCAGGCCAAAUGCAUCUGUCUGCUGGUACAAAAAUGAUCAGCGAAUUGACGACACUGAGCAAUACUGUAGUGAAGAGCAGGGUGUUUUCCGUUCAUUGGUAGUCCUAAACGCCUCGCUUGAGGACUCAGGAGAGUACACUUGCGAUGCACUGGAUGAUAAAAUGGUGUUCCAUAUCACUGUUGCAGAGCCUCCAGUUAAGAUCGUUGGAAAUUCUGGCCACCCAGAGCAUCAUAUAUUACUUGCAGGAGAAGAACUUAUUUUAGAGUGUGAGGUGUCUCAGCCAAACGCCACUGUUCAGUGGCUAUGGAAUGGCGAGAUACUGAAACCAGACACUCGUGUUAAAAUUUACAGCCAUGACGUCAUGAGGAAGCUUGUUCUCUCUGGACUUCAGCCAUCAGACUCUGGAAAAUAUGUUUGUGAUGCCGCAGAUGACAAACUGAUCACAAUUGUUGAGGUCCAAGAGGAACCAGUGAAGUUUGUGAAUAAAAAGGCAAAUGAUAAAAUCUUGGCUUACGAAAAUGAGAGUGUAACACUGUGUGCUGUUGUGAGCCAAGACAAAGUUAAUGUGCGGUGGCUGAAAGAUGGCCAACUACUGAACAAGGACAACAUUCACAUCUCCAGUGAGGGUAAUACCCACAAGCUCACCAUUAAUCCCCUGCAGCUGUCAGAUUCUGGAGACUAUGUCUGUGAUGCAAGCACAGAUGAGAUGUAUUUCAGUCUUUUUGUCAAAGAAAUGAAGGUGAAAUUUAUCCGACCACUGGAGAAUGUUGUGUCUUUGAAGGGGAGUAGCCUCACAUUACGAUGUGAGAUCAAUAAGCCAAAAGGAGACGUCCAGUGGCUGAAAGAUGGCCAAGAGAUCUCGCCAAGCCAUCGUUAUAGAAUAAGGGCACAAGGUCGAGAGCGAAGUUUUACUGUCCAUGAAGUGGUGGAUGAAGAUGCUGGUGAAUAUGCUUGUGAAAGCACGGAUGACAGAACUUCAGCUGUUGUCACUGUGAACACUCCCCGUGUUGUGGAGUUCAUAGGUGAACUUCAUAACAUUACAGUUUGCGAAGGAGAAGAUGCAGUAUUUAAGUGCAUGGUUUCACCAGAGGACAUUCAGUUGGUGUGGUGCCUGAAUGGCAAACAGGUAGCCCUGAAUGAGCGCACUGUUGUUUCCAGCAAUGGACUAUGCCACAUGCUCUGUAUCCAUAACUGCAUGGUUUCAGAUAGCGGCAUAGUGACAGCUGAUGCAGAGGGAUUGGUAUCAAAGGGUGAACUCCAGGUUCAAGAACAACAGGUGAUGUUCACCAAGAAGAUGGCACCAGUUACAGCUGAGGAAUACAGUGAGGCAACUCUUGAGGUGGAGGUGAGCCUUGAUUCAAGUGAAGUGCAGUGGAUGAGGCAAGGCGUGCUGCUCCACCCCGGGCCUAAGUACACCCUCAAACACAAGGGCCCAAAGCACAGUCUUACUAUCCACAACCUCGCCAAGUCUGAUCGGGGCAGCUACAGCUGCGAGACCCUUCAUGAUCGCACGCAAGCCCAGCUCACAGUGGAACAUCGAAAAAUCACCAUCAAGAAAGGGCUGACUGACGUAAAGACAAUGGAGAGGGAAACAGCCACCUUUGAGGUUGAAUUGUCUCAUUCCAAUGUGCCCAGCACCUGGUGGAGAAAUGGAAUCCAGCUUAAGCCAACAAAUCACUUCCGAAUGAGCGCCAAGGGACAAGUCCACAGCCUGACUAUUUCAAACCUCUCAGUGGAAGAUACCGCCACCCUCAUGUUCUGUGUGGAGAAUUUGAAAACAUCAGCAAGGCUUGUUGUCAAGGAGCCUCCAGUGACAAUUUUCAGAAAACUAGAGGACCAGAAAUUCCCAGAGGGAGCAAUAUUCUCCAUUGAGUGUGAGCUUUCAAGGCACAAUGUGGACGUGAAAUGGAUGAAGAAUGGUAGCGAGGUGAAGCCUGGCAGAAACGUACGCAUUUAUGCAAUCGGACGGAAGCGAUUUCUUCAGAUCACAAAAUGUCAUGUCAGUGAUUGUGGUGUGUACACCUGUGAUGCCGGAGAAGUGACCACAUGCUGCACUGUGGAGGUCUAUGAAAGAGAGUUGCUGAUCCUGCAGGCCCUGGAGGACGUAAGCAUCCUGGAGGAUCAGAAUGCUGUAUUUGUUUGCGAGAUCUCGGUGGAGGAUAUACCUGGGUUGUGGUACAAAAACAGGGAGAUGAUACAACAAACCAGCACCAUCAAGAUCCGCCAGGAAGGGACCAAACACUUCCUCCUAAUGUGCAAUGUGCGACCAGAAGACUCCGGGGAGAUCAAAUUUGUGGCCAGACACGUGGACUCUGUUGCUCAACUGAAAGUGACAGAGAUUCCUGUCAGCAUUGUGAAACCUCUGCAGGAUAAGACUGCCCUUGAGAAGAGCCGAGUAAUAUUAGACUGCACUGUGUCUAACCCAAGAUGUAGCAUUCGAUGGUACAAAGGCAGCAAUGUCAUCCUGCCCUCGGAACGUUUUGAGAUCAGCAGUGAGGGAUGCUAUCGCAAACUAAUCAUCCAGCAGGUGGUGGUAGCUGAUGAGGGCACCUACAGUAUGCAGGUUGGGGAGCAUACAUGUUCUGCAAAACUGACCGUGGAGCGAAAAACUAAUCCUGAAUAAGAAAAAUAAAUAAAUAUACAGUAUAUACACAGCAUAACUGCACUACUGAGUACUGACAAGUGUCUGUAAUAUAUUGGUUACCUUAUUUAGCUGCUUUAAGAGUCUUUUGGGGGCACCUGUGCAUGCAGGGGCCUGUGCAUGCAAAGAAAUACCAGUUGUUACCUUACUAUUUUUAAAAUUCCAAGUCAUGUUGUCUGCUGAACUCAUGCUUGGAAUAUGAGCCCACUGCAAUACUGUAUAACAUGGUCAAAGUUACAGCUAGUAUUUAAAGUGAACGCAAAUCCUUUACAUAGUAUGUGUGUUCUAUGCAUUUAUGUGUGUGUGUGUAUGUAAACAUAUCUUCAUAGCGCACCAUUGUAGACACAUGCUACCUAACCUCCAAAAUUCAGGGUCCUCAUCAAGAACAUACUGCUAAAUUAUAUGGUUUUAGUAUGAAUGGCCAAAUAUUUACACGCAUAUCAGUUCAAUAUUAAGUGAAAUUUGUUUCCAUCAUUUGAUCUUAUUUUCUUUGACUGGGCGUAUGGGAUUUUGGCAUGUCCCAGACAAUACUCUGCUAAUUUCAAGGGAGUGUAAUAAGUGGUUUAU
Messenger RNA from Dunckerocampus dactyliophorus (ringed pipefish), 11506 nucleotides. Its product is annotated as obscurin-like protein 1. Gene Ontology annotation, molecular function: protein binding. The transcript is spliced from 36 exons. NCBI's taxonomy places the organism in Eukaryota, Metazoa, Chordata, Actinopteri, Syngnathiformes, Syngnathidae. The coding region runs from base 392 to 10921 and encodes 3509 amino acids. The record is from RefSeq and is a predicted model, not a curated record.